Molecule: messenger RNA, 432 nt
Organism: Cinclus cinclus
Lineage: Eukaryota; Metazoa; Chordata; Aves; Passeriformes; Cinclidae
Gene: MAP1LC3C
Product: microtubule associated protein 1 light chain 3 gamma
Exons: 4
Coding region: 1-432 (143 amino acids)
Biological process (GO): autophagy of mitochondrion; macroautophagy; autophagosome assembly
Cellular component (GO): autophagosome; cytosol; autophagosome membrane
Molecular function (GO): ubiquitin protein ligase binding
Source: RefSeq, a predicted model, not a curated record
AUGCGGGCGGCGCCCGGGGCGCAGCCGGACCGGCCUUUCAAGCUCAGGAAGAGUCUCGCCACCCGGCGGGAAGAAGUAGCGGGGAUCCGAGCCAAGUUCCCGACAAAAAUCCCGGUAAUUGUUGAGAGAUACCAGAAGGAGAAAUACCUUCCUCUCUUGGACAAAACCAAGUUUCUGGUUCCCGAGGAACUAACCAUGGCACAGUUCAUAACCAUCAUCAGAAGCAGGAUGGCUCUAACAGCUACACAAGCUUUCUACCUGCUGGUGAAUAACAAAAGCCUAGCCAGUAUGUCUUUGACAAUGGCAGAAGUGUACAGGGACUACAAAGAUGAAGAUGGCUUUGUGUAUAUGACCUAUGCUUCACAGGAGAUGUUUGGAUGCUUAUUACCCACUGCCCAAGGGAAAACUAUGGAAUGCUUUCAGAAAACUUAA